This is a messenger RNA of Prunus armeniaca (apricot), 513 nucleotides long. Lineage: Eukaryota; Viridiplantae; Streptophyta; Magnoliopsida; Rosales; Rosaceae. The record is from the annotation of a GenBank genome assembly.
AUGAUGGGAAGCGAUUCCCAAACCUGUAACCGGACCUUAGGAUAUCCUAUUGGACGUACUUCGGUCGAUCAUUCGCAGCAGGCAGGACCCUCUCGGGGCCGGGCAGCGUGGGAUUACCUUAUGGCUAUGUUUGAGUAUUAUGGAUAUGUUUAUAUGGAUUUUGGGAUAUCUGUCUAUAUUGCCUAUGUGAGUACCAUUCCCUGGUUACUAGGCUUCCCACACAUGGCGUUGGCAAUGCCGGUGGGGUGGGAAGGCCAUGAGAUUGCUGGUCUCAUACAUGGCGUUGGCAGUGCCGGUGUAUGGGAAGAUGCCGGUGGGGUGAUGAUACUGUCUGCGCGCGUAGGACUUGAUAAGAGAUUUGUGAGCUACACGUGUCGUUGGCAGUGCCGGCGUGUGAGCUAUGGAGUUCCGUCCCCCGGUUGGACUACUCAUCCCUGGACGCGGGUUCAUGUUCGAAAAUCCUGCGUACCAGCCAACAGUCCCCCGGUUGGAUUGUCUUCCCCGGUACAUUAG